AUGUUGGCGUCUGAUGGUGUCAGAUCCCAGUCAUUGUUCCUGACUGUGUUAUUUCGGUCUCUUGUAGGUGUGACAGAUUGGGAGCAGGAGGGUGACAUGGCUCAAGAGGAGGCUCGAUCGUAUCCGCUCUGGUCAGAGGAGCGCUGUGAGGAGAUGUGGGAUCGCGUGGAAGGAGUGCGACACAAGCUCACGCGCAUCCUCAACCCGGCCAAACUGACCCCGUAUCUGCGGCAGUGCAAAGUCAUCGAUGAACAGGAUGAAGAUGAGGUGCUUAACUCUACACAGUACCCUCUGCGCAUCAGCAAGGCCGGCCGGUUGCUGGAUAUUCUACGUGGUCAGGGCCAGCGAGGUCUUCAAGCCUUCAUGGAAUCACUGGAGUUUUAUCACCCAGAGCAGUACACACAACUGACUGGAGAGCAGCCAACGCAGCGCUGCUCCCUUAUACUGGAUGAGGAAGGUCCGGAGGGUUUGACUCAGUUCCUGCUGCUGGAGGUGCGUAAACUGAGGGAACAGCUUCGUAACAGCCGUAUGUGCGAACGGCGUCUGUCUCAACGCUGCCGGAUGGCGGAGGAGGAACGCAGCCGUGCUGAACGUAAAGCUCAGGACUUACGUCAUGAAAGACUGCAGCUAGAGAGGCUGCGUCAAGACUGCGAGUCGGCCAGUCGAGAGCUGGGCAAGCUGAAAGACAGACACCUGGAGCAAGCUGUGAAGUACUCCAGAGCCCUGGAGGAGCAAGGCAAGGCCUCCACCCGUGAGAAAGAACUACUGAUGCAGGUAGAGGAGCUUAAGUCCAGGUUGACAGAGGCAGAGAAACAAACAAUCAACCCUUCAGGAAAUACUACGCCAGCCAAAAAAAACAGUUUGCUUUCCAAUGGAGGACAUGGUUCUCCGCCUGUUUUACCAGAAAAGCCGCUCCACCGUAUUGAGGUCCAGAAAGCUGAGACUACAGGAACUCAGACAAAGGAUUCAGUUCCUACCACUGGAGUCAUAGCCCUGAUGGAUAUCCUGCAGCAGGACCGCAGGGAGGCUGCAGAGCAGAGGCAGGAGCUCUGUGACAUCAUCACCAGAGUACAGAGCGAGCUACAAUGUGCCGAGGAGCACAGGGACAAGCUGGAGUCGCAGUGUGAGCAGCUACAGCUGAAGGUGAGGACUCUCCAGCUGGACUGGGAGACCGAGCAGAAGAGGAGCAUGUCCUAUUUCAACCAGAUGAUGGAGCUGGAAAAGGAGAGGGAUCAGGCUCUUCGUAGUCGGGACAGCCUGCAGUUGGAGUACACUGACUGUCUCCUGGACAAGAAUCGUCUGCGUAAACGCAUAGCAGAGCUGCAGGCCAACCUGGAGCAGCAGCAGAGGGAGCUGGAGAGAGAGAGAGAAAGAGUGAGGAGCCAGGAGAAAAUGGAUCAAAGCAGCUCUUGUCUGCACUGCUCCCACCUGUCUCUGUGCAGCGAGGACCAGUGCUACGGCCCCUGCUGUUCCCUUGGCCUGGACCUGAGCCCCCAGACCAAAAGUACAGACAAGCUGCUUAGAAAGACACCAUCUGGAGGCCAAGCCAACGACAACUCAGAGGAUUCUCGUUCCAACUCAGAGGAGAAUCUGCUGUCGUCAGUGAAAGACAAUGAAAAGGAAAUAAAUCGUCUCUCCAUAUUCCCCUUUCCUCCUUGUAUGAACUCCAUCAACCGACGUUUCAACACAGAGUUUGACAUGGACUCCUGGGGCAGUGAUGAGAAUGAUAACAUAACAGGUGAACAGAGUGAACCUUCCUUGUGGGAUUCCUGGAACUCCCUGCACUCUCAUCCCUUCCCCCCUGACCUGGUCAACCUUCCCGCAGUCUCUACACAUGACCCCAAUCCCAGCGUUCCAAGGAUACCCCCGAUCUCCCCGUCUCCAAGUCCCCCUAACUCACCAAAGCAUGGAAGAGUCAGUCUAGCUGAUGAUAUUACAAUAGUCGGGGGAAACCGAACGGGGAUCUUUAUCAGCCAUGUUAGAGCUGGUUCCACAGCGGAACAAUGUGGACUGAAGGAGGGCAGCGAGCUGCUGGAGCUGGAGCGCGUUCUGUUUGGUGGAGGAAGUGUCCUGCUGGGCCAGUGCACUGCUGAGGUUGCCCACUUUUCUUUGCAGUGGUGGACUGAGGUUUCAUCACUCAAACACCAGAGCAACCCAGAGGCAUACAACGAGCUGUGCUCCCAGAUUUCGUCACCUACUUUCAUGGGUGCUGACUCCUUCUAUGUGCGUGUCAAUCUCAGCAUUGAGCCUCUCGAUGACCCACCAUCUCUGGGUGUGUCAUGUGAUGAUAUCAUACAUGUCACAGACACAAGGUACAAUGGGAAAUACCACUGGCGCUGUUCGCUGGUGGACCCGCGCACAGCCAAACACCUGCAGGCGGGAACCAUGCCCAACUAUAACAGGGCGCAGCAGUUGUUACUUGUAAGGCUACGGAAAAUGGCCCUGGAGCAAAAGGACUUCAAGAAAAAGGUGUUCUCGAAGAAAACAUCAGGCAGUGUUCGAUUGGUCAAGGCAGUGGACCCCAGUUGCCGUGGGAUUGGUUCCACACAGCAAGUCCUUUACACACUCAGCAAACGUCACGAUGAGCACUUGAUCCCAUACAGUUUAGUGCAGCCGGUUAAGGUUCAGACGAAGCGGCCGGUCAUCUUCUCCCCCUCUCUUCUCUCCCGCGGUCUCAUAGAGAGACUGCUGCAACCCGCAGAGUCUGGGUUGAACUUCAACACCUGCCCACCAGAGCCUAUUCAGGCUUCAGAGAGACAAGACAAAAGAGUAUUCUUGUUGGAUUCUUGCAAUCCAGAGCAGGCUCUGGGCAUACGGCUGCAGUCAAUACAGGAUGUCAUCAGCCAGGACAAGCACUGUCUGCUAGAGCUGGGGCUGCACAGUGUUGAAGGCUUGUUGAGACAGGGGAUUUACCCCAUCGUCAUACACAUCCGCCCUAAGAGCAAAAAACACAAGAAGCUGAGGAAGUUUUUUCCACGGUGUGGGGACGACGGUGUGAUGGAAGAAAUGUGCCAGGCUGAGGAGUUGCAGCUUGAGACACUGCCCUUGCUCUACUACACCCUGGAGCCCAGCAGCUGGAGCUGCACUGAAGAGCUGCUGGCAGCCAUACGCAAUGCCAUCAUCAGCCAGCAGAGUGCAGUAGCAUGGGUUGAACUGGAUAGGCUGCAGUAG
Messenger RNA from Scomber japonicus (chub mackerel), 3171 nucleotides. Its product is annotated as caspase recruitment domain-containing protein 11. Lineage: Eukaryota; Metazoa; Chordata; Actinopteri; Scombriformes; Scombridae. The transcript is spliced from 24 exons. The record is from RefSeq and is a predicted model, not a curated record. Gene Ontology annotation, biological process: regulation of apoptotic process. The coding region runs from base 1 to 3171 and encodes 1056 amino acids. Gene Ontology annotation, molecular function: protein binding.